CCCACCGCUUCACUCAGAGCGAACAGAGACGAACGUUGAGCGGGCGGAGGAGACGCUAGAUAUUUAAACCCCCCGGGUCGUUUUGCAGAUUUUACUCACACAUAUCGGCUCUUUUUUGUUUUCUUUAUUUGGUAUGAUUCAAGAGCUGGUUUCAUGUAGUAAAUGACAGAUCGUUAAGGGCGUCGUUGUCGAGGUUUGUCGAGGUUUGGGACCAGUGAAGGGCCAUGGCAGCCGAGGCUCGGCCGGAGCUGGUCGGGAAGCGGUUCCUCUGCGUGAGCGGGGACGAGCCGCCGGGGAGCGGGGACAUCGGCCGGUGGCCCUGGAGGUCCGGGGUCAUACGAGCCGUCAGCCACCGGGACAACGACAACCCCGACCUCACGGUGUACGUGGAGUUUGACGACCAGGAGUGGGAGAAGCGAGAGUGGGUCAAGGUCUACGAGGACUUCCAGCUGUUCCUGCUGCAGCACCAGCUGGUCUGGGCCAGGAGGCAGGAGGGCGGGGGGGAGAGGGAGCAGGGGGGAGGGGGCCCGAUGCAGGGGACCAAGGCCAAACACAUACAGUGGCCCGCCCUGGCAUUCAAACCAUUGGUUUGGAAGAGCUUGCUGUCCUCUGUAACAGCAGUGGAGUUCCUUUUAGACCGCCAGCUGGACUUCCUGUCCGACCCUUCAGCGUACCAGCCCUACCAGGAUGAAGUGGACAGCCAGAGCCCUGUACUAAGAGACAACCCCCAGCUCCAUGAAGAGGUGAAGGGCUGGCUCAAAGACCAGAAGGCUCAGGAAAUCUUCAUGCAAGGUCCAUAUUCGCUGAAUGGCUACCGUGUGCGCGUGUACAGACAAGACUCAGCCACCCAGUGGUUCACUGGCAUCAUUACUCACCAUGACCUCUUCAGUAGAAAUAUGGUCGUCAUGAAUGAUCAGGUGCUGGAACCUCAGAACGUGGACCCCUCAAUGAUGCAGAUGACCUUCCUAGACGACGUGGUCCACUCGCUGCUGAAGGGAGAGAAUAUCGGCAUCACCUCAAGACGGAGGUCCAGAUCCAGCCAAAACAACAACAACAACAACAACAGCAGCGGCAGCAGCACGGUCCAUACGGCCGGAGGGAGAGGCGGCGGAACCCCUGGCAACACUCAGGGUCACUACACACGAGCCCAGGCCAACAGCCCGCGGCCCAUCACAAACUCAUCAGGAAGUGCUGCAAAGGGCACCCAGGGGGCCAUGGCCUCUCAGCAGCAGAGCCAGGCCCAGCCAGGCAGCCAAUCGGCCGGCCACGCCCACUCCCCCGGGGCCCGGGACCAGCGCGGGGCCCGCUCUUCCAGGAGGAAGGGGUCGGACAGCAGCGUCCCCGAGGAGGAGAAGGAGAGGAGGGAGGAGCCGGGGAGAGAUUCCAAGCCCAAGGUCAAGCCGACCGUCAACAAGCGGCGCAAGACCGAGGAACAGGAGAAAAAGGCCGGCCUGAAGAGGCUGAAGACAGAGACGACCUCGGACCUGUCGGAGAGCAGCGACAGUGAGCACCCCCACAACAAGAGGACCAUCCACUCCUCCUGCUCCUCUUCCUCCUCGUCCUCCUCCUCCUCUUCGUCCUCGUCCUCCUCUUCGUCUGAGCCCAACUCUGAGAACGAGUUGAAGAGCCGCGGCGGGGAGCUGAUCGCCAGCAGCGUUUCCAAAAUGGAGGAGGACGAGAAGCCGGUGGCGUUGACCGCCGGCUCUAAACUCAGCGAGUCGCCGUCGCUCGCUGGCCGGCUAUCGCCGUGGGCCGAGGUCCGAGGGUCGGAGGACACUAGGAAGGGCUGCGUGGUGAAAGAGACGGGCCCCUCGGAGACAAAGGAGGAACAGGAGCUGACGGCGGUGACGCAGCUCCCUCGGUCACCACGGCAACACCUGGCCCCCCUGCUGAGCACGGCGGUCCAGGGCUGCAUCAUGGAGAGCACCAAGAGCACUGUGAACGCCACUCCUCGGUCCCAGACGCCCUCGGCCACGUCCUCGUCUCAUCUCCAUAGCAACAGCGUGAUGGACAUCACUGAGGAGGCCCAGGCGACGGUGCACCGCGAGAGCUCGGAGGCCGUGUCGGCGCUGCUGGCCUCCCAGGAGUCCACAGCCCUUUCUCCCUACCUCCCCCUCAACCCCUCCCCCGUCUCCUCUCCCCCCGUACCCCCGUCCCCCUCUCCCUCCGAGGGCGGACGCCGUGGGCCGGACAUCGAGCCCGCGCCGCCGCCGCCACCGCCUGUGCCUGCGCCCGUACCACCUGCUUCACCGGGGCAGGGCACCAUGGGAGCUAGCACGAUGGGAGCCGGCCCCGUAGGAGCUGGCCCCAUAGCAACUGGCCCCGUAGGAGCUGGCCCCAUACUAGCUGGACCCAUACUAGCUGGCACCGUAGGAGCUGGCCCCAUGGGAGCUGGCCCCAUGGGAGCUGGCCCCAUGGGAGCUGGCCCCAUGGGAGCUGGCCCCAUGGGAGCUGGCCCCAUGGGAGCUGGACCCAUGGGAGCUGGCCCCACACUAGCUGGCCCCAUGGGAGUUGGCCCCACACUAGCUGGCCCCAUGGGAGUUGGCCCCUUGGGAGUUGGCCCCACACUAGCUGGCCCCAUGGGAGCUGGCCCCGUGGGAGUUGGCCCCGUGGGAGCUGGCCCCAUAGCAGCAGUCCGCAGCUUAGGCAACAAGAUGGAGUUUGCCCACUCCGAGGUCAUCAGACCGCUGACCUCCGUGUCCGAGCCUGCAGUGCCAGAGGAAAAAGAGAAAACUCCCCUACAACACCCCCAUAACCAUCUCAAUCAUCAUCCUCUUCCUCAUCAUCAGCAGCAUCACCACCUCCAGCCCACGCAGCAGCACCCACAACACUACACAGGCCUCCUGCCAUGCAUCAAGAGCCCUUCUCCCUCAGAAGAGACCAGGAAACACCAACAGUCCCCAUCCCACAAGGUAAAGGCACAUCCUGCCGCCGAGCUGUGCAAACCAAGAGUCAGCCCCAGCCCCAAACCGCAGAACCACCACAGCCACCCCUACCACAGCGCCGGCAUGGCCCUGCUCCCCUCUGACCUGCUCAAAGCAAAGGCCCAGCAGGCGCUCCUGGACAGCUCCAAACCCAAACCCCACACCUCCCCCGAGGUCUCCAGGCAUAAAAUGCCUAAAUACUCAGACACCCCUCCCUCCCCGAUAGCCCGCGCAGGGGCCAAGCCGGAGCCGCCGGAUGCCGCGCGCUCCGGCUUCAAGCCGCUCCACCCACGCGCCGAGUCGGGCAGCUCCAACGGCAGCAACUACACCAAGAGCCCCCUCAUCAUCGACAAGAACGAGACCUUCACCGUGUACCGCGACCCGGCGCUCGUGCGCACCGACGCCGAGAACUCUGUGGCCAACGCGGCCAGCGUCUCCUCCAACCACGUCGGGGCCUACCUCCACCCUCAUUUGCACUCUCUUCACUCCCAGUCUCCGCACUCCACAUCUCACCCGCACAUCCUCCACCCGCCCCCGCCGCCCUCCUCGGCUCUCCCCCACCUGCUGCCUCCGGGAGUGCUCCCCGCCAUGCCCCCGCCUCCCACCGCCUCUCUCCUGGCUUCCCACCCCCGGCUGGACUCCCCGGGAGCGCUGGGGCACCUGGCCCUGGCCCACGGACACCCGGCACCGUCACACCAGCAGCAGUUCAUGCAGGCCCAGGUCCCACCUCCUCCUUCACUCCUGGCCCAGGCCCAUGGCGGGGCGGCCGGGCUGGGCCUGUACCCGAUCCUCUGGCAGUACGCCAAUGGAGCGCCUGCCAGCUACCCUCCAGGCCUCAACCUCCCCCCGGGCACCAAGUGGGUCCAUCCAGAGAGCGCAGCGGCCGCCGUCAACGCAGAGGCCUCCCUGAGGAGGAGCACGGCCAGCCCAUGGCUCCACCCCACCGUGGCCGGGGACGGCCUGUCCCUGCUGACCCACGUCCCGGUGCGGCCCGCCAGCGCAGACUCCCAGCGGCCCUCACUGAAGAUGAUGGGCGCUCACACCAGCCCGCCCAUCUCCAGGAGCCGCGCAGAGCUGCACAAGGAUGACAUGGAUAAACAAGGCUUCAUGGACCCAAUCAGAACCUUGACGUUGGCCCAGCUUAAGCAAGAGCAUACGGACCGGAGUCGGACCCCCACUGGGAAAGAUGCCCAUCUCCACCGCCUCUACCUGGAAGCCCAGGGCAAGCAUGCACGCCUGGCCCAUACCCAGGACGCGGUGCAAGCGGCAGACAGAGCCAGCAAAUACAAGGAGGAGAACCGAAGGAUUCUCCAAGAGAGUAUCGAGGUGGCGCCGUUCACCGCCAAGAUCCACCGGCCUGCCGACCUGGGGCCCGAGAGAGAGCGGGACCGGGACAGAGACCGGGAGACGCACUUUCCUUCUCACCUCCCGUCCCUCACACCCCCCAACCCCAAGGCCGGCCAUCCCCAUCCGCACGCGGCCCAGUCGGAGAAGAGCAACUACUUCACCACGCUGUCCAACAGUGUGGUGAACGAGCCCCCCAGGCUGUACCCCACCAAGGAGCUCAACUCCUACUACGAUAAGGUCUCGGUCGGGGCCGUGGUCUCCAGCAUCGUGGCCACCCAGUCGGUGGCCGUCCAGGGGGCUCCUUCUCUUGGCAGCUACAGCUCCAAGGCCUCCCUCUCCAAGCCGCCUCCCCUCAUCAAGCACCAGCCUGAAGGCGGGGAGGGUCUGGCUGGCAAAAUCACAGAGCACCUCAGCCAGCAGGCCUCACUGGUCCAGCAACACCACGUGGUGGGGAUGGAGCGCCAUCAUCUGGAGCGCCGCAGCCCUUCAUCCUCCCUGAACCACCAUCAUCAUCCUCACCCACAGCAGCAACAACAACAGCAGCAGCAGCAUCAUCACCACCACCAGCAGCAGAUGCAGCAGCAGACACAACAGCAACAGCAGCAGCAUCAACAGCAGCAGCAUCAACAGCAGCAGCAUCAACAGCAGCAGCAUCAACAGCAGCAGCAUCAACAGCAGCAGCAUCAGCAGCAUCAACAGCAGCUGCAGCAUCAACAGCAGCUGCAGCAUCAACAACAGCAGCAGCAUCAACAGCAUCAACAGCAGCAGCAUCAACAGCAUCAACAGCAGCAGCAUCAACAGCUUCAGCAUCAGCAGCAGCACCAACAGCAGCUGCAGCAGCACCAACAGCAGCUGCAGCAGCAUCAACAGCAUCAACAGCAUCAACAGCAGCAGCAGCACCAACAGCAUCAACAGCAGCAGCAGCAGCAUCAACAGCAGCAGCAUCAACAGCAGCAUCAACAGCAGCAGCAUCAACAGCAGCAGCAGCUCAGGGGAAUGCCAUCUCUUCACCGAGCGCCCGUGUUCCAUCCACCCACACAGCAUGCGCUGGAGCGGAAGGAAGCUGCCGAGCGGGAGAGGGAGCGGGAGAGGGAGAGGGGCGGCUAUGGCGGCCGCUUGUCUCCGCCCACACUCACGCCCAUACAGCCGGUGAGCGCGACGGCGGCGGGAAGCAAGACGUCGGCGGAGCAGCAGAAACCUCCUACGCUGCUGCCGGAGACCAGGGAGGUCAAAGGGCAGGGGGCGGCUGGCACCGCCGCCACCAUCGGCUCCGCCGCCGCCGCCGCCGCCGACAGGAUGGUGAUGACGUCGUCAGCAGAAGGCUGGAGGGGCCGCGAUGUGAGCCAGCAGGAGAAGGGAGCGGAGAGGGGAGUGUGGUUCCCCGGGGAGACUGCCUGCAGCUCACUAUGGGGCAAGCCUCACGCCGCCAUGGCCUCCGUCAUUGUGCGCCCGUCAACAUGCAUCAAAUACGAGGGGAGCCCUCCCCUGGGGGCUAACAGACUCCCUGCCAUGACCCAUAAGGAGCUGCCCCAGGGGAGGCUGUACUCAGCCAAGCCCCAGCCGGACUGUUCCAGGCCGAUGGAUGGUGUGAAGGAGCUGGGCUAUAGCCCAGGAAUGGGUAGAGUCAUACAGCCUAAUACCAACCUGGACGAUAUGUGUGCUCAGUACAAAAAGUCCACAUCAAUGUGUGGUAUGCAGAGAAAUACCGGAGCCAUCCACACUAAUGCACUGGACAGGACUGAGAUCUCCGCCACACUCAGCUCACCAGGAAAGCGUGGAAUAAGCGGUCCGGAUCUAGGCUGCUAUGUCUCAGCGAGAGGUGACCUCGCGGUUCAUAAAGCUGGCCAUGCCGGCCGUCCACUAGGCAACUCGGGUCUCUCUGAUCAAGAGGGCUUCGGGUCCCGUACCUCUUCUCCCGGCGUUUCCUGGCUUCCCCCUAGUCCGGUGGGAACGCCCCACCCCAGCCCGAGCAUCACUCCCAUGCCCAGCUCUGUCUCCAGCCCGAGCCAAGCCUUCUCUCCCUCUUUUGUUCACCUCAAGAAGCACAAAGCUGCCUUAGCUGCAGCCCAGUCCAGAAGCAGCUGCCCCAGUGCACCCCCCACCGCGGCUCCUGGAAGCUCCUCCAUUCCCCUCCAGUCGGCCGACAAGCCCAUCCCCAACAGCUCCCCUCCUCCCUCCUUCUCCAGCCAGGCCUCGACUUCCUCCAUGGACAGCAGCAGCUCGGCGAGUGGCCACACUACUCCGGGCAAGUCCAGCCCGCUGCCCAAUGGCCUGCCCGCCACCGCAGCCAGCGGGCAGUCCAGCAACUACCACAAGCUGAAAAAGGCCUGGUUGACCAGGCACUCGGAGGAGGACAGGAACACCACGACGACCAGCGCAGCCCCGGCGGUCUGCGCCAAACCGGAUAAGGUCCCCGGGCCGCCGCCGGCUACAGCCAGCGCCUUGCAGAGCAACAGCGCGGCCAUGGCUGAGAUGAUCAAGCCGUGCUCCGUCAACCUCAUCGCCUCCACCUCCGGCAACCCCGAGAAAGGCAAGGAGAGCGGCGUCAAGGUGAGCGAGCGGGCGCCGGAGGAGAAGGCAGCGGCGGCGGACGCGGGGGCGGAGGAGAGGAAACCUUCCACCCCUGGCCGGAAGGCCAGCAAGCGGACGUACGAGUCGGGCUCGGAGAGCGCCGGGGACGACUCCGACGCCAGCGAGAGUAAGACGGAGGCCCGGGCCAAGCGCCAGCCCAAACCCACCUACAAGAAGAAGCAGAACGACAUGGCCAAGAGGAGAGGGGACAACGACAAGGACGAGGACGACGUCAAGCCCAACGGCGUCUUCAGGUCCGCCCGGGAGAAGACCAAGCUCAAGCUGGCCAGCAGCAACGGCGUCCCGCGCUCGGUGCUGAAGGACUGGAGGAAGGUGAAGAAGCUGAAGCAGACGGGCGAGUCGUUCCUGCAGGACGACUCGUGCUCAGAGAUGGGGCCCAACCUGCAGAAGUGCCGGGAGUGUCGGGUGCUGCGCAGCAAGAAGGGGGAGGAGCCGGCGCACUCGCCCGUCUUCUGCCGCUUCUACUACUUCAGACGGCUGUCGUACAGUAAGAACGGGGUGAUCCGCAUGGACGGCUUCUCCAACCCCGAGCAGUUUGACCAGGAGGCCCUGGCCCUGUGGCUCCCCGGGGUGCUGGAGGAGAGCCUCCUGGAGCGAGGCACCGCCCGCUACAUCCUGGGCUUCAUCGGGGACAAGUUCUGCCAGAUGGUCUCCACGGAGAACAGCGCCGCCUCCUGGGUCCGCAAGGAAGUCAAGCUGGCGUGGAAGCGAGCAGUGCGCGGCGUGAGGGAGAUGUGUGACGCCUGCGAGGCCACACUCUUCAACAUCCACUGGGUGUGUCAGAAGUGUGGCUUUGUGGUCUGCCUGGACUGCUACAAGGCCAAGGAGAGGAAGAGCUCCAGGGGCCCGCACUACAAGGAGCUGUACGCCUGGCUGAAGUGUGUUAAAGGACAACCCCAUGACCACAAGCACCUCAUGCCAACACAGAUUAUACCGGGCACUGUGCUGGCAGACCUGGUGAGCUCAAUGCACUCCCUGAGGGACAAGUUCAGCAUCGCCUCCCACUGCCCCUGCAAACCGGCCCCCCUGCACAAGCUGCCCUCCACCAACGGGGUCUCCCAGGUUCUUCAGAACAUGUUGAACCACAGCAACAAGCAGCUGGCGCUGGUGAAGGCCGAGCCGUGUUCCCAGCAGAGCUUUGAGCGGGGCGUGGCCGAGACCAACGGGGGCGGGGCCAGAGUGGGAGGAGGGGGAGGGGCUGGGAGUCCCAGCAGUCCCCUGGCCACGCCCCCGGAGUCCCAGUCACCGCUGCACUUCCUAGCCGAUCUGGCCGAGCAGAAAUCCAGAGAGGAGAAGAAAGCAGAGAACAAGGUGCUGCUGAAGGAGGAGCGGGAGGGCGAGAGCGUGGAGGUGCUGCAGCAGUGUAAGACCUCGUCCCUGGUGGGCAGCAGCACGGAGCAGGGCUCCACGCUGAGGGACCUGCUCACCACCACCGCCGGGAAGCUGCGCCUGGGCUCCCCCGACGCCGGCAUCGCCUUCGCCCCCGUGUACUCAACCUCGUCACAGGGCGGUAAGGGCGGGAGGACCAUGCCCAACAUCCUCGACGACAUCAUCGCCUCAGUGGUGGAGAACAAGAUCCCCGCCAGCCGCCACAGCGCCAAGCUGUCCAUCAAACAGGAGCCCCUCCCCCCCAGCCACCUCCCCGCCCCCGCCGAGUUCCCCAAGGUGGACGUCAAGAAGAAGCCGCCGGCCGUCACCGUGGCGACGCCCGAUGACGCCCCCAACCAGUACCCGGACGUGCCCCACUGCUGGCUGUACAACAGGCGGCUGCUGUGGCUGAAGGACCACCGCAACGACAGCAACUGGAGGCUCUUCAGGGAGUGCUGGAGGCAGGCUCAGCCGGUGUUGGUGUCGGGGGUGCACAAGCGACUCAACCCCAGCCUGUGGAAGGCGGAGUCCUUUAAGCAGGAGUUUGCGGACCACCAGGGAGACCUCCUGAACUGUAAAGACCAGCUGGUCUCCAGCUCGGGCAUCAAGGAGUUCUGGGAUGGCUUCGAGGACAUCACCAAGCGUCCCAAGUCGAAGGACGGAGAACCCAUGGUGUACAGGCUGAAGGACUGGCCCUCAGGGGAGGAGUUCAUGGUUCUGAUGCCCACCAGGUACGACGACCUCAUGAGGAACCUUCCCCUGCCGGAGUACUGCGACCCAGAGGGGAGCCUCAACCUGGCCUCCCACCUGCCCUCCUUCUUCGUGAGGCCCGACCUGGGGCCCCGACUCUGCUGUGCCUACGGCGUGGCGGCCUCCCAGGACCAGGACUUUGGCACCGCCAACCUUCAUGUGGAGGUCUCCGACAUCAUCUCCAUCCUGGUCUACGUGGGCGUGGCCAAGGGCAACGGGGUCCUGUCCAAAACCGGUGUGCUGAAGAGGCUGGAGGAGGAGGACCUGGAUGAGAGCGUGAAGAAGAGGCUGAAGGACUCCAGCGAGACGCCGGGAGCUCUGUGGCACAUCUACCUCCACAAGGACCUGCACCACAUCAGGGACUUCCUCCACAAGCUGAGUAAAGAGCAGGGAUUGGACAUGUCCACUGAGCAGGACCCAAUCAGAGAGCAGGGCUGGUACCUGAGCAGGAAGCAGCGGCAGCAGCUGUUGGAGGAGCACGGGGUGCAGGGCUGGACCGUGGUGCAGUUCCUGGGAGACUCUGUUCUGAUUCCAGCGGGGGCCAUGCACCAGGUGCAGAACCUCCACAGCUGUGUUCAGGUCAUCAACGACUUUGUGUCCCCGGAGCACGUGGCCAACUCCUUCCACCUCACCCAGGAGCUGAGGGCCGCCAAGGAGGAGGUCAACUAUGAGGACAAACUGCAGGUGAAGAACAUCCUGUACCACUGUGUGAAGCAGGCGUUGGCCACCCUGAGGAGGGGAGAAGAGGAGGAGGAGGAGGAGGAGGAGCAGGAGGAGGAGGACGACGACCGUUCAUGACCCCCCCCGUCCCCUUCAGAGCGGACUAGAACCGGGGGGGGCCCGGUCCACGCUGGGGGACGGGUCUCUGACACCCUGGUGAUGUCAUGGGAGCUGGGAAACACACACACGAGGAACAUUCACACAAACCAGACAGCAUCCUCUUCAUCAUCCACCCCGUCACCAUCAUCAUCAUCGCCAGAACCAUCUUCAUCCCAAACCUCUAGUGCCAAAUAGCCUGGGGCCAGGCAGGCCGGACAGGGCUGGGCCAGGACAGAGCGUGGCUUGGUCGCUCCAUGCUGGGAUUGAUCCACCGAAGAGAGAGAGACGGACGGUCCAAACCUCCUCAUGUGACCUGAGGGCACCGAAGCCCCCCCCGCACGGCCCCCCGCGGCGUCCAACGAGGAGCUCAAACCCAGCAGGGGAGGUCCGGUUGACACGACGACGCUCUGACCCUCCCUCUGACGCUCUUCCUCUAUCCCGGUGCCGUACUCCUCUUCAGGGCACCCCCUCUACUCUGAGGCUGUCUGUGGGACUGUCUGUGGACCUGUCUGUGGGACUGUCUGUGGGACUCUCUGUGGGACUGUGUGUGUGUGUGUGUGUGUGUGUGUGUGUGUGUGUGUGUGUGUGUGUGUGUGUGUGUGUGUGUGUGUGUGUGUGUGUGUGUGUGUGUGUGUGUGUGUGUGUGGGCCUUUGUGUGUGUGUGUGUGUGUGUGUGUGUGUG
Messenger RNA from Gadus chalcogrammus (walleye pollock), 10482 nucleotides. RefSeq names its product probable JmjC domain-containing histone demethylation protein 2C. Gene Ontology annotation, molecular function: transcription coregulator activity; histone H3K9 demethylase activity; chromatin DNA binding. Gene Ontology annotation, biological process: regulation of transcription by RNA polymerase II. Lineage: Eukaryota; Metazoa; Chordata; Actinopteri; Gadiformes; Gadidae. The record is from RefSeq and is a predicted model, not a curated record. Gene Ontology annotation, cellular component: histone deacetylase complex; chromatin.